CAUCAGGAUGGUGUACAUGAGUAUCAGUGUUGUGUUCCCAUGACCAAAGGUCUACGAAAUGGAGGAUUUGAAUACAAGUAUAGAGUGAAACAGUACUCAAAAAAGGAAAGGAAAUACAAUAACCACUGGGAAACUGUACACUAUAUGAACAGGCAACACUUAGCAGGAAAUGAUCCAAAUCGUCAUUUCAACAUUCCAGAACAAAAGAGAAAAGAUGUGUCACCAUGGCAUCAAUAUGAUGGAUUUGUAUAUCCAAAGAUGUCAGAGAACAUUGUGAAAAGAUUAUGGUCCAAAGCUUUUGGAGGUGGCCUUCAAGGCAGAAUACGUCAUGAUGUCAUGUUUGCAGGAGAAUUAUUCCUACCAUCUGCAAAAUCAAUUUUGACAAGGUUGAUACAGAGGGAAUCUGGAGAGUCGAGUGUUAUUGAAGAAUACUUGGAUAAGAUUGGCAUGACAUAUACUGGAUUGUCAAUUCAAAUGGUAGACAAAAACAUGGCUUAUUUGGACAAAGAACUAUCUCUGCAGAUGUUCCAAAACGUCAUAGAUCCUCUGAUGGACCAUCUUGUGAAGAUUGAAAAGAAUUUUGCAGCUUCCCUUGUGCUUAGUGUUUUUAUUCUGUCUGCACACAGUGAAAACAAAAUUCCUUUCAAAGCUGCAGGUCUGAAUAGGGAUUUUCUCAAGAUUUUGAUGAUGAAGCCAGAUUCACAGCAGAAUACUGUUGAAGGCUUUGAAGCUUUAAGGACACACUUCCCAAAGAGGUCUUCAAAGACGUUUGCUGGAGCUGUUCUUAAAAUGAUGGAGGAAAAUAGCUCAGUGACAUACCACACCGUCUUUCAUCCAUACUUAAACACAUACAAGGAAUCACAUGCAGAUUCUUCAUGGUUGUACUUUGUUCCACUGUUGCAUUUUCUGAGAGAAGAUUCAAAGCCAAUGUUGAAAUAUUCAACAAAACACAUUGAUGAUAUGUGGUGGGGUAUAAAAAGCAUAGAGCAACACAAAGAAAAACUGAAGAAUUGUGCCCAAUGGACCAUAUCUGAAGAAGAGGUAUUCCGUGGUUUAUCUCCUUACUUUGAAGCAGACUUCCUCCUCCCACGGACACUCAUGGCUUGUGUAUCUCUUCUGAAUCUGAGAAAGGUUGUAGAUCUACAAGUAAUUCCACCUGAGAUAUGCACAGCAACUCUUUAUUUCUACUGUGAAAGCUCAGGAUCCUCUUUACCUCGUGAGACAAAGCAGUAUCUGAGAGAGUGCUUUUUGAGUGUGGCAAAACAAUUCAAAGAAGUCUCAGGAAGGAGAGGCAUGAAGAAUCACAGGGAAACAGAGCUGGAUUGCACAGAGCACAGAUAUAUGUGUGUGAAAAUAGCAGCAGAUCUUCUUGAUGUUUGUUUGGCUGAUACCUAUCAGUCAACCCGAUUACUGCUUGCUGCUGUUGAUGUAUUCACAUCAAGUAUCAGUGUGUGUCAAUGUCACAAUGAAAACAGUAACAAUCCUGAGGGUAGAGUGGAAGAAGUCCACAAUCUGGUGAAUUGUUUGCUUGAUGAAAAGAUGAAACAGAUCAUUACCUGGAUGGAAAACUACUCUUCCCGGAUAUCUACAUCAAAUAUUGAUUUGAACCACUGCAUUAAAGUGUGGAAUGAUUUGAUCACACUGCAAGUCAACUCACCAUCACUGUCUCAUGAGUGGAACGCCACACUCCUUGAUGCAUUUGAAAAGGUGUUAUCACAGGUAUGUCCAGAGACUUGUCUGAACCUUCACAGAAGCCAAAUAGACAAGCCAGUUCACAGACUUCUUCAAGAAAGGAUGACUUCAGCUGCAUUCAGAUCAUUUGAGCUUCUGAUGAAGAAAGACGACCAGUUUGCAAGGAAUAGCCAGAUGGAUAAGGCAUUCUGCGAAAUGGUUUCUAAACAUCUCCAAAUGUACUGGCCAGAAAAUGCAGAUGAGGAGAAAUUGAUUCUUCACAUCGUUACUUGGAGACCCUUGAUCAGUUACUUCAGUCGUUUCAUUGGUGAUCCUGACGCUUACGACUUGUUGGUGUAUGACUGCUCACAACAUCUGAUGGAAGCUGUCUCUUUGCUGGACAAAAUAGCAGCAUCUUUGUCAAAGGGAGACAAUUCAGUGUGGCUGCUGAAACUGAUUCUUUCCAACAAGAAGAAUUUUAUUGAACUUUGGGCAGCAUCAAGGCAAGGAGAUGAAUUACACAUCAGCAUGGAACACACUCUUAAUGUUCGUGAGAAAGAACUCCAAGCAUGCCAGAUCUAUCUGAAAAGAGCUCAUGUCCUACUCAUCAUGUGUACUGAUAUCAUUGAAGUGAAUACAGAUGAAUUAUCAAACAGAGUAAGAGAAAUAGAAGAAAGGAUUGACACUGAAGUGUUGUGUACUCUGUGUCAUCCACAACAAGAAUGUGAAGCUGGGGAAGACAGCCUAGAUUCCUAUGAACCAAUCAUUUGUAUCUCAGAAAUCCCAGAGAAAAUCAUGGAAAUGGUUCCUCGACUUGAGAGGUUGAAUGAAAGUCUGAUCUUUAGGGAAAUGUGGAGACAUGAAGGAGCAAGCAUUGCCCCUGGAACAAAGUUUGAGGAAGCUGUCUUGAAAGUAUGGCAGAAGUCCAGUCAGAGAUGGUGCAAUCUCUGCAAGAAGAUGCAGGAUGGAACAGAGACAUUCAACAACAUACAGGAACAUGUGAGAAUAUUUCAAGGUGAUGAAAUUAAAAUAACAAAAGAGUUCCAGGUUAUGAGUGAUGGAUCUUCAGACUGGAUUCCUAAGAGAAUUAAGCAACUCCAGAGCUUUGAGAUUCUGCAGGGUUGUCAGAGGGCUGCUGAAAUCAUCAUGAGUAUAAAGGAAAUAUACUCUAUUGAAGGAAACUUUGCCCCAGUUGAGGCUGUGAAACAAAUGGGAAGUGGCAAAGACCACCCAAUAAACACAAUGGAUGACUCUGUGUUAGAGACUUGUUCCAUACUCCAUGACAUGAAUGAUUCCCAAAAGCAAAGGUGUAUUGAAGCCUUCGAGAAUAGCAGUCAUCUGGUGAAUUGGCUCAGAGCAUCCAUGAAAGAUGGCGUGAAGGAACUGAAGGUGUUUGUGGACCUGGCUUUCAUCUCAGCUGGAGAGGAACCGAUGGAGAUUCAUAAAGUCAACUGUUUCCACUCUGCCACCACUGGAUAUGCUCCACUGAUCUUCAACACACCAAAGAAUGCUGAUUAUGAUACUUUCCUCAAGAACUGUGAACUGGUCUGGCAGGAACUCAGAUCUGAUGAGGAACUACCAAACAAAUUGACUGAAUGCAGUCGGUUUUUGAACUGGCUGAAGGAAGUUAAGAAGUCACAUGGAUCUGUUGAAGUAACCUCCUUGACACAGGCAGGACAGAUAAACAACAGGGGCAUGUACAAAAUUGGCAACUUAGAUGACAUACAGAACUGUUCACUUCUGGCCUUGAACAAUGUCAUCAGCCUACAUGUUACACAAGACAAAGAGCAAAAUCUAUCCCGAAGAUACACCUACAGCCAGUUGGUGGAUCUCCAGAGCAGGCUCAUGCUGGUGGCUGGCCAGGCAGAAAAGGGGAAAGAAGAUAUGGACCACUUCACCAUGGUUUUAGAUGGCAUAGUGCGUCUUGCAAAGACCUAUAUCAGACUGUGCAUAGACGGAUGUGUCUUGUUCAACUGUUGGAAGGGGAAGUUUUUGUGUGGAGAUGAGAGGAAUGUUUGCACCUUUUUGGAAUUUGGUGAAGGGGAAAAUCUUGAAACUUUAAAAGGACAUCGAGGGAAAGAGGAUGUUGAUGUCUUUAUCCAAGCUCUUGCAAAUGAGUUUGAGGACUUCCAUGAUGAAUGGAUGAACUAUGUCAGUGACAAAAGGGAUGAAUACUUGGAGCUGAACUUCUACACCAUUGAGCAGCUGGUGUUCCUUCAGAGAGAACUCAUCAAACUGGGCACAGAUGAGGAACCUUCUGUUCAUGUGUACUCUAUGUUGUCUCUGAUCAAGCCUGAUUGUACUGAGUCUGAUCUUGGCCUUGCUAUGAAGACUGCUAGAGAAGUUGUAUUUGCCAAGAAAGACAGAAAAGAGACAGAGACUGAAGACAUUGAACCAGAGACACAUCAAGAUGUUGACACUAAACAAGUUUUCAUUGAUGCUAUGAAAAACAGUAACUUCUCAGAAAAACUGGCCAGACAAGCCUUGGAAGAAGUGAACCCUGAAAAUAUUGAUUCUGGUUUAGCUUGGUGUAUGGAACAUGAAGAUGACUUCCCCAAUGAAGAAGAAGGCACAGAAUCUUCGGUUGAUCCAUUGUUCAUGGGCUGGCAGGUGGGAGGAGAGUCAGUGUCAUCCAUUGCAACCUCCUGGGUCAAAAGAAUCUCGCAUCAAACCAAGAAUAUGACAACUGUGCAGGAUUUGACCUUGAACUUGAGGUCAGUUUGGAAGACGUUCCUGGAAGCUGUAUCAUCCAGUGUAGCAGAUUAUCUCAGUCUGGAACAUCUUGGCAUCAUCCUCAGGCAGCUCGCUCAAGCAGACGAGCGAACAUUUAACAGGACUAUACCACCACCGCUAAAACCAGGAAUUUCAAACUUGAUCGUCUGCCCUGAAGCUGACAUGCUGAACACUGUUGUAUAUAUGUACAAACACUCAGAGGACCAGCCACUUCCACAACCCGAUGAGGUCCUUCUGUGCACUCAACAAACUACCUUUGACCAGGUUGACAUCUUCCUUCGACGAGCUUUCUUUAGCAACCCUGGCAAGUUGUAUACAAUGGCCAAUGCUGAUCUGCUGCAGUAUGAGAUUGAGGAGAGGGCAGAGAAAAAGCUCAAGGAGUAUUCAAGCAGGGACAGAGAUUUUGAUUGUCAACUUGUGAUACUUUGUUCCACGGAAAAUGAAUUCAAGGCAAGAAUUGUGGCAGCUCUAGAGAGACAAAGAUGUCCACCUCCUGCACUGCAAAACUUGCAUGAUGUGAAAACAUAUCUACUCUUAAAGUUUUCACAAAAAGUGGAAUGUGAUCAAGAUCACAAUCCAGCCUCAAAUUUGGAUUUCAGCAGUUCCACAGUGCGAGUGAUCAAGUCCAAGAGAGCUGGUGUUGGGAAGACCUUGUACAAGAAGCGUCAGGUGGAGGCACUGCAACGUCUGAACCCCAGAGUCCCUGCUACAUCAGUGUCCAUACAUCUGUAUGAGAAAAGUGUGUCCACAACAGCUGUGGCAGAGAAACUGCUGGAUCAUACACUGCAGCCUGGACAAGUCCAGCCUAGAAUAUUCCACUUGGACAUUUCAUAUGAGGUUCAGGAAGGCGUUGACUAUCUCCUCUUCAACCUGCUGGUUCUGGGCUGCAUCAGCAACAACAUGGGGCAUGUCUGGCUGAAGUCUCCCCUGGACCUGUAUCUCGUGGAGACCAUUCCCAUCACAGAUGUCAGGCAUGACAGGAGAGUCAAUUUGCGUCUAAUCCACACCUUGCUGGAGGUCCUUCCUGAUGUCUACUGCUGGUCUCCUCAAGACAGUCUGCAGAUACUCAAAACUGGCAUUAAACCAGAAGAGUAUGGUGAGAAAGACAGUCUCUUUGAUAUCAUUGAGUUUGAAGGUGAAAUUUACCAGCGACCAUUUCAAUACCUCAAGCGAUGGAACAGCAACAAAGGGCUUACUAACAUCAACUCACAAGUACCUGAAGGAACACAUGAAGAAUGUCUAACAGUUCUCCUGCAACAUUGUGGUGUGAUGGAUCCAUCUUGGUCUGAACUUCACAACUUUGUAUGGUUCCUCAACACCCAGUUGGUCGACUUUGAGAAAUCUAAUUUUUGUUCCAAUGCUGUCCUUGAGGAUUUGCCAGGUUUCCCAGUGUUUGUUCUAAAGUUCCUUAUCCAGAUGUCAAGGGACUUUGCAACGAGAUCUUUGGUGAUGAGUGAGCAGACGCCUCUGGAUCAACUGAAUGUCCAAGAAACCAUAGACCUAGCUCAGUUUCAGAUGAAGAGAAAAUGGGAGAGCAGCCCUCAUCCCUACAUUUUCUUCAACCCUGAUGGCCACACAAUGACCUUUCUUGGCUUCAACAUCAACCGCCAGACAGGGAACAUGGUGGAUCAGCAGACAGGGAGGGUGCUGGAGAGAAAUCUAGUGCCCAAACCACUACAGAAAGCACUGAUCAGAAACAAGGUCAACAUGAAUGAAAACUUUGAACAGAUGAAAAGACACGAUCGAUUGGCUAAGCUGUGCAGUGUGAUGCCAGGUGUCGACUUUGUACAUGACCCGGAUGACACAUAUGAACUGACAACAGACAAUGUCAAGAAGAUUCUGGCCAUUUACAUGAGAUUUAGAUGUGGAAUCCCAGUGAUAAUCAUGGGAGAGACAGGAUGUGGGAAGACAAGACUGGUCAAAUUCAUGUGUGAUCUGCAGUGCUUGCCAGGCUCUGACAUGGAAAAUAUGGUCAUUGUGAAGGUUCAUGGAGGCACAACCUCUGAGGACAUCAUCAGGAAGGUCAAGCAUGCAGAACAACUCGCCAUUGCUAAUAAGGCUAAUAACCCUCACCUGUACACUGUCCUGUUCUUUGAUGAAGCAAACACAACUGAGGCCAUUGGACUCAUCAAGGAAAUAAUGUGUGAUGGCUCUAUGGAUGGACAGCCACUGAAACUGUCAGAAAACCUAAAGAUUGUAGCUGCCUGCAAUCCUUACAGAAAACAUUCGGAUGAGUAUAUUCAGAGACUUGAAAAAGCAGGACUUGGCUAUCAUGUUGAGGCUGACAAGACAACAGAUAAGCUGGGCCAUGUCCCUAUGAGGAGACUUGUCUACCGGGUGCAGCCCUUGCCACAGAGCAUGCUUCCUCUUGUUUGGGACUUUGGCCAACUCAACGUUCAAGUGGAAGAACUCUACAUCAGACAGAUGGUCAACAGAUAUGUUCGAAAUGGCCAGAUACCUGUACUUGGUAGUAUUGUGUCAGUUGUCAGUAAGGUCCUCAUAGCCUCUCAGUGUUUCAUGAGGAGACAACAGGAUGAGUGCAGUUUUGUGAGUCUCCGUGAUGUUGAUCGUACCCUGAGUGUCAUGGCCUGGUUCUACCAGCAGUCCCAGGAGAAUGGAAUGUUGUUCAAAGCUAUAGACAACCUGUUGUCUCCUGAUCAACAUUUAGAAGAUGGGGAAGAAAGUCAACGUUUCUAUCUUCCGGAUGAUGUGACAAAAUCCCUGAUCCUGGCACUAAGUGUGUGUUACCGAGCGUCACUUACAAGUCGAGAGGAAUAUGAUCGUCAUAUAUGCAGGCAUUUCCAGAAUCCAUGUGCCAUUCCUGGUGGGUUGGAUCAAAUGGUCCAUGUCAUAAACAGUUGCCAGGAUGUCUUUGUUGACAAAGUCCAGCUUGAAGACAACAUAGCAAAGAACCAGGCCCUCAAAGAGAACCUGUUCAUGAUGGUUGUCUGUAUUGAAUUGAGGAUCCCCCUGUUCCUGGUGGGAAAACCAGGCAGUUCCAAGUCCCUGGCCAAAACCAUUGUUGCAGAUGCCAUGCAGGGCAACUCAGCCAGAUCAGAGCUAUUCAAACAACUGAAACAGGCACAGAUGGUGUCAUUCCAGUGCAGUCCUUUGGCCACUGCUGAAGGUAUUGUCGGUAUCUUCCGUCAGUGUGCUCGCUACCAGCAGGACAAGGACCUGGACAGGUUUGCCUCCAUCGUUGUUCUGGAUGAAGUUGGUCUGGCAGAAGACUCACCAAGGAUGCCACUCAAGACACUUCACCCACUUCUGGAAGAUGGUUGUCAGGGAGAUGAAAAGCCAGAGCCUUUCAAGAAGGUUGCCUUCAUUGGUAUCUCCAACUGGGCCCUUGACCCUGCCAAGAUGAACCGAGGUAUUCUGGUGCAGAGAGAAGUUCCUGAUGAUGGGGAACUGGUGAAGAGUGCACAAGGCAUUUGUUCAAGUAGUGAGAGAGUCCUCCGAAGAAUCAAGCCUUUGCUGCCAGAGCUAGCUAAUGCUUACACAACUAUAUUCAGCAGAGCACAGGAUACAAAAAGAGAAUUCUUUGGUCUAAGAGACUUCUACAGCCUUGUAAAGAUGGUUUAUGCCUUUGCUGAUAAACAUGAUCGAGACAUUUGCUGGCAUCAGUUAGAGCAUGCUAUCAAGAGGAACUUUGGUGGCCUUGACAACCUGGACCCAGUUGUUGUGUUCAAGGACAGCAUCACUACAGUUCAAAAGCAUGAAGAGAAACAUGUUGAUGAUCCUGACUCAACCACUAUUCAACUUAUAGAGGCUGGUCUGUCUACUGACAUUGCAAGCAGUGAGAGCCGUUACCUGCUGCUGUUGACAGAGAACUAUGGAGCUCUUAGCAUCUUGCAGCAAGAGAUUUUAGCAAGACACAAAGUCAUUGUAAUCUUUGGCUCAAGUUUUCCCAAGGACCAGGAAUAUACUCAGGUGUGUCGGAACAUCAACAGGAUCAAGGUGUGCAUGGAGACUGGCAGCACAGUCAUUCUGUUGAACCUGGAAAAUCUGUAUGAGAGUCUCUAUGAUGCACUGAACCAGUACUAUGCCCGACUUGGAGGUGAACGUUUUGUUGAUCUUGGGCUUGGCACACACAGAGUGAAGUGCAGAGUUCAUCAGAAAUUCAAACUGAUUGUUGUAGCAGAGAAGCAGAAGGUGUAUGAUGAGUUUCCGAUCCCACUGAUCAACCGUCUGGAGAAACACUUCCUUGAUCUUAACAACAUGAUGUCACCCGAGCAGAAGAAACUGGCAGAGGAACUGAACCAGUGGGCUGUGGACUUUGUAACUGCCAGAACAUUUACUUCUGGAAAGAGAAAAAGAGAGAACCUUCCAGAAGAUGCCUUCAUGGGCUACCAUCCAGACACAGCUGCAGCCAUUGUGAUACAAGUUUGGGGCAGGGAUCAUAUUGUGGCCUUGGAUGAGGAUAUUUUCAAUGAAUGUCAAGAGAUACUGUUGUGGUGUGCCACUCCUGCCUCAGUGGAAAGACUGACGGAUCAGAAACUCCAUCUUGAAGCUGAAAGUAUCCACAGAACUUACUAUCAGUGUCAGCAACAUGAUGACAUCUACCAGUAUCUUAAAAAGAAAAUCUUGGACAUGGGAUGUUUCACUUUGCAAGCUCAGGUGACAACUCACUCCAAGCUGCUGACAGACCAGGAAAAGGAGGACCUGGGCAGACAUCUAAAUGUGACUCCCAACAAUAUCAUCCUGCUCACACUGCAGUCAUUUGACACAGAGCAGCAAUUUGCACAGCAGAUCAAAAACUUUGUUCAGCGAAGUGAAGAGGGUCAGAAACUGCUGCUAGUUCAGUGUGGAUCUGGAGACAGGAACCAGUCUCUCAUCAGGAGUGCCCAGUACUGUGUUCUGGAUGAGCUGCAUGAUGCAAGACAGUUUGCUGUAGUCUUCAUCAUACAACUGCCUAAUAUUGCUGGAGGGUGCUUUUCUGGUUUUCAGGCUGGAAAGUGGCACUCAUUACAUCUUGAUGAACUACGACAAUCCACACAAGACAUGCCUUCAAUGAAUGAAUUACAUAAAUACUCCCCAGCAUCUAUUUUUGAGGGACUGAGUAGCAAUAUGCCACCCACAAGUGUUCAGCCAUUGGAGCAGAGAAUUACAACCAUUGAGCAUGACCUGCUGUGGGAAGAACCUUUACCAGAUGGAGAAAAUUUGAAUAUGCAAAUAGUCGCAGAGGAACAUCAAGAAGCAGAGUCAAGGUCAUUGGAGCAGAAACAUAGUUUAUACCUAAGACAAGAGGCUCCAGGGGCUCGUGGAGACUUGUUAGGAUUGAAUUCAUCACAGAAUGCCAGUGAUCAGAGACUGGAACUGUCACAUGAACAUCUGGGGGAAGACAAUGAAAAACACAGAGGUGAUAUGGUUGAAAUUGAGGACGUUGAGCUAGAAAUAGAUGAAAGGAAACAUUCUAUUGCUCCCUUCUUCCAAAAACUGCUCUUGCCCUGCAUCCAGCCUGCUGCUGCUCUCAUCAGGGAUGAAGAACUGGACACCAAACGCUCGACCAAAAGGAUAGAAAUACUUCUGAAACUAUUGGACAACACAGAUGAUGAAGAUGCCAGACUGUUCAUGACAGGGUUGUCACAACUUAUCAUCUGCCUUCUGAAGGAAAAAGAAAAAUUAUACAGCAGGUUUUUGCCCUCAAACUGGCUUGCUAAAGAAGCAGCUCAGCAAGAACAUGUCAGACAAGCAGGAACUUUCAGACGUGCCACUUCACAGUGCCUGGAGAAUAAGAUCAUACCAAUAUUAGCUGGAGUUGUGGCAUUCCUAGACACCAACAGAAAUCUUGACUUGUGUUUACCAGAAGAAGCACCAUGGAAGAGAAGACUUUGGUUUGCCCUGCUUGACAAUACAAAAGUAUGUUACUACCAGUGUAAAAACAUUAUUGCCCCAGAGAAUCAACACCGCCAGGGUGAAGUUGUGCCACAUCAUUUGGGAGUCAACAAACAGGUUUUUGCUGUGCAUAUGCCAUUUUUCUGGCUUCUCUUUGAAGACAUAAGAAAUGCCAUUGCAGAGGCAGAGAAUACAGAGCGGUCAGUGGAUGAAGAUUCCACUGAGUUAUUGACCUGUGUAAGUGACCUCAUUAGCAAAACUGCAUUUGGGGAAGUGCUUUCAUCAGUUGUUGAUGAAGAGGAGAAAACCUUUGUGUUCAAAGCAUAUCUCAGAGAUUUUCUACAUACGAUGUAUCCUGGGAGUAUGGAUGUGUGUGAGAUAUUAAGUAGUGCCCUCGAGAAUGCAGCAAGGCAGACAGACAGAGACCUGUGCAACCUGGGUGUGAUACAGGCUAUUACCUACAUCCAUGUUAUCCACUCUGCUGCCAAAGAGAGGCUACAGCUCUUCCUGGAAGUGGUCCAGAUCUGGCCAGAAGUUGUGAUGGCUGUGACUCAGUUGAAGGAGAGGGUAGGGGGAAACCCACUGCUCACAGAAAACGAAAUGGUUGGAGUUUGUUGUUGUUGUUGUUUUUGUAUAUAGCUUCAAUGUACCAGCUCUGUCAUGGGGCCUGUAAAUGAAUAUAAUUCCUUUGAAAAGCCUACCUCUAUUGCAUCAUAAGCACAAUUCCUGCAAAUAGGUUAAAAUCACGCUGAAAGAAUCCUUACAUUUUCAACAGAACAUCCCUUUCUCUAUCUACCAUCCCAACCAGUUGUCAUACAAAAGGUGUUAAUAACUUUUUUCUUGUGUGUGCAUGGUAACAUGUGAAAUUUCUGGAUCUGGUCUUUCACACAUUUCUGUUUAAUACUCUCAGUUAAUCGCUUAAGUUGGUGAUAGCUAUGUUGAUUCUUGUUCAAGUACACAUAGGUAAGAUUUGGUAAAGGAGCAUGGACUCCAUCCAAAUGCCAGCUUCCCUGGGUUGCAGCAAUGCUGUGACAGCUCUGCAUGUGACUUUCUGAUCCUGAUUGCCAACAAUAUCUCUGUUUCACUGAAAACUAGAGGAAAUAGGAGUUUAACAUUCUGCAUAUUGAUAAGUCCAUGGUGAUUUACUUGGACGUCAUGUCAAGCUCAUCAUCAUUACAUGGUUAUACAGAAAAGUUUCUGGGACAAGGAUCAGUUCCAACAAAAUGCAAUGUUCUUCAGACAGCUGCUGUCAUACCUAGAUUUUCUUGCCCAUCUAAAUAAGUUGGGGAUGUUUUUAAAUGUAUGCAGGACAUUGUUUAAACU
Haliotis rubra (blacklip abalone) is the source of this 11562-nucleotide messenger RNA. RefSeq names its product E3 ubiquitin-protein ligase rnf213-alpha-like. Lineage: Eukaryota; Metazoa; Mollusca; Gastropoda; Lepetellida; Haliotidae. Gene Ontology annotation, molecular function: ubiquitin-protein transferase activity; ATP hydrolysis activity. The transcript has 58 exons. Bases 40 to 10878 code for a protein of 3612 amino acids. The record is from RefSeq and is a predicted model, not a curated record.